Molecule: messenger RNA, 1434 nt
Organism: Geodia barretti
Lineage: Eukaryota; Metazoa; Porifera; Demospongiae; Tetractinellida; Geodiidae
Source: the annotation of a GenBank genome assembly
AUGGAGCGGGGGUAGGGCGGUCUAGAAAACUGGCCGACCCACUGUUUCGGAAACGAUGGACCGUGUAAGCCGUGGUGUGAGCCGAAGUCUGAAUGCCUUUCUUGAUACGCUCACUUCCGCGAGGGCGUCGGGCCACCAAGUCGUGUGCAUUCAAUGUCAUGGACGCGUAUCGUCGGAAAGCUACCUCACUACUCAUGCUAAGGGAUUCAAACUUGACUUCUGUUCUCGUAAAUGCGGCCACUCAUACUGGUACGAAUACGGCCAACACCAGAAAACGCCACCAGCCGUCCCUCAAGGUCCUCGUACGUGCAGACUUCCCGGAUGCAACAAGCCUUGUUUUGUAGAGGGGACUAGAGUUCACGACUACUGUGGGCGUUCCCAUGCCCAGCAGGCGAAUGCAGUUGCAGCAGGGGCCGUUGCAGGACCACAAACCUACGGUUCACACUCCUGCCACUCAGUUUAUGGCCCGAUCUAUUUCUACAAUCGCGGAGAGCCGUACUAUGAAUUUACCAACUUCUAUGAAAUUAUGGUCUGAAUCGAGGGCAGGAUGGCUCACAACGGAGCACUACUUCCAGGCCCAAAAGUUGUCGGGACUCCGCUGGUUCGCACCAUUCGCUCAUGGAGCGAACCUCGCGAUGACGUGACAAGUCCCGCGACCCUCGCUACACCCCACUGGCGUCGCAGUGACGGGGAGGAAUGAAGGAAGACAUCAUGUUCAAGGCUCUGCAGGCAAAGUUCAAUAACACGAGAAACUCAAGCGGAGCGGUGGGCACUAAGACAGGCAGUGGGGAGCGCUCUCCCACGACAGCUAUGGGGAGAUGGUGGGGAUGGUUCGGGGAAGAGAACGACUCGGAGCAUGUCAUGAGACUACGAGACGAUCUGACUCCAAAACCAGAAACCUCUCACCAAUCCAAUAACCAUAACCGGCAUCACUCUCCCACUGGGCAGUGCAUUCUCACAGAACCACUUACCUUCACUCAGCAUCAACCACUGCAGAAGUUGAUCGGUCCACAAAGCCGCAAGCUCACAGUCCUUCCCAGACCAAGAUAUGGGAAACAGCACAAGAUCGAGAAGUGAGCUACAAAGUCAGUCCGCCUUCCAACAGAAUCCUGCCCAUUACAAGGCCCAAACAAGAGAAUAUCACACAUCCAAGUAUCAGCAGCAUUGAGAGUGAACGAUUUCUCUGGCAUCCAAACUACCCCCACUUCUGAGCUAGUAGUACCAGGAGCCGUUGUUAUCCACAUCCACAAACAACUGCAAUACUCCCAGAUUCUGUUGCAUCCAAAAUACCGCCAGGUUUCCAUAAACAACCACCCAAACCAGACGUGGCAUCAAUCCCAACAGGAAACCCCAUCGAUUUGUAACUGCCAUGACAUGAAGUACGUAUCAGCCAACAUUUAUAAUGUCUGAAAUUUUGAUGCGGAUGCAUCAGCG